UGUCAUUAAAGAAGCUCAUCAUUUGACCUACCUUCGUCACGAGCAGCUUGAACCAAUCGCUGUGGUCGUUGCUGAAAGGUGUUCGGAUUUAGCAGAGGUCCUCGUCAACAUGUCUUCAUCAGAGAACAGUACUGGCUCGAGUCAGGCAGCGUCUUAUCCAGUUGUACCCCCCGCAGCAAUACCUCCCCCAUAUAUGGGACCGCCGGGUAUGCCUCACUACCCUGCCAUGGGAAUUCCUCCUAUGGCCCAGCGACCACCCAGUAUGACCCCAUUGCCACCUGGUAUAAUGCCCCCUGGCAUUAUGCCACCUAUGGCUGCACCACCAAUGGGACAGAUGGCAGGCAUGAUGCCGCCCAUGAUGCCGGGGAUGAUGAUCCCACCUCGCAUCCCAGCUGCAUCUGUACAACCGACGGGGCCGCCAGGUGUUGACUCCACAGCUGCAGCGCCUGGAACAACCAGUACCGCCAACGGCUCGCCACAGGAGGAACAGCCAAAAAAGAAGUCGGUGUGGACAGAACACAAAUCACUAGAUAGGAAGACCUAUUAUUACAAUACGGAGACCAAGCAGUCCACAUGGGAGAAGCCGGAUGAACUCAAGUCUCCUGCAGAGCAAUUACUGUCCAAGUGUCCUUGGAAGGAGUACAAGUCCGACACUGGGAAGCCUUAUUAUUACAACUCUCAGACAAAAGAGUCCAGGUGGACCAAGCCCAAAGAGCUGGAGGAUCUGGAAGCUAUGAUCAAAGCAGAGGAGAAUGGAACAACAGAGACGGUGGUUCCUGGAACGACAGCAGCUCCUGCAGUUCAAGCUGAGACUACAGCCUCUAUGGCGACAGUGAUGGAGGUGGAAACUGCAGCAGCAACAGCAGCCGUCUCGGAGGAGCCGCCGUCCCAGGUGACAGUGAAUCAAACAGCUGAGGUCAAGGCUGUUGAUGCACCUGUGACGUCCUCGGAGAGCGCCGUCGUCACAGAAAGCACAGCCAGCGUUGAAGUCAAAGAAGAAGAACGGCCUGAACUUCAGAAGAAAACGUAUAAGUGGAACACAAAAGAAGAGGCCAAGCAGGCCUUCAAGGAGCUGCUGAAGGAGAAGGGCGUGGCAUCAAACUCCUCCUGGGAGCAGGCCAUGAAACUGAUAAUCAAUGAUCCUCGCUACAGCGCUCUUCCUAAGCUGAGUGAGAAGAAGCAAGCGUUCAAUGCCUACAAAGUCCAGACAGAGAAGGAGGAAAAGGAGGAGGCCCGGAUUAAAUACAAGGAAUCCAAGGAGACCUUCCAGAGAUUCCUGGAGAACAAUGAGAAGAUGACGUCUACAACCAGAUACAAAAAAGCGGAACAAAUGUUCUCUGAGCUUGAAGUGUGGAGUUGUGUUCCUGAGAGAGACCGGCUGGAAAUCUAUGAGGAUGUCUUGUUCUACCUGGCCAAAAAAGAGAAGGAGCAAGCCAAGCAGCUUAGGAAGAGGAACUGGGAGGCUCUGAAGAACAUUCUAGACAACAUGGCCAACGUCACAUACCGCACCACUUGGUCUGAGGCGCAGCAGUAUCUGCUGGACAACCCCACGUUUGCUGAGGAUGAAGAGCUGCAGAACAUGGACAAAGAAGAUGCCCUGAUCUGCUUUGAGGAGCACAUCCGCGCUCUGGAGAAAGAGGAGGAAGAGGAGAAACAAAAGACUCUUCUCAGAGAAAGACGACGACAGCGCAAGAACAGGGAGUCCUUCCAGAAAUUUCUGGAUGAGCUCCACGACCAUGGCCAGCUCCACUCCAUGUCUUCCUGGAUGGAGAUGUACCCGGCCUUGAGCUCCAACAUGCGAUUUGCCAGCAUGCUGGGCCAGCCUGGUUCCACUCCACUGGAUCUUUUUAAAUUCUAUGUGGAAGACUUGAAAGCUCGUUACCACGACGAAAAAAGAAUCAUCAAAGACAUCCUGAAGGAUAAAGGAUUCUCGGUAGAAGUCAACACCAGCUUUGAUGAUUUUGGAUCAGUGAUCAGUUCAGACAAAAGAGCCACCACUCUGGAUGCUGGAAACAUCAAGUUGGCCUUCAACAGUCUUCUGGAGAAGGCUGAAGCCAGAGAGAGGGAGCGAGAGAAAGAGGAAGCCCGCAAGAUGAAAAGAAAAGAAGCUGCUUUCAAGACCAUGCUGAAGCAGGCCACGCCGCCUCUGGAGCCGGAUGCAUCGUGGGAGGAAGUCAGAGAAAGAUUCCUGAAAGAGUCCGCCUUUGAGGAUGUGACGCUGGAGUCGGAGAGGAAGAGGAUUUUCAAAGAUUUCAUGCAUGUUCUGGAGCACGAGUGUCAGCAUCACCACUCCAAGACAAAGAAGCAUUCAAAGAAGUCCAAGAAGCACCACAGGAAACGAUCCCGCUCUCGAUCGGCUUCAGAGUCUGAGGAUGAGGAUUACCACAAGAAGAAGAAGAGGUCACAGUCAAAGUCUCCUUCAGAGCGCUCAUCGAGUGGAGAAUCUGAGCGAAGCUAUAAAAAAUCCAAGAAGCACAAGAAGAAGGGCAAGAAGAGGCGCCACAAGUCUGCAUCGCCGGAGUCUGACAGCGAGAAGAAAGGAAGAGACCGUGACGGGAAGCGUGAACGAGAUUCAGAGAAGGAUAAAGAGAACGACAAGUCUCGGUCUAAAUCUCGCACCGAGUCCAAACAGAAGUCUCCUAAAAGAAAAGCAGCCAAAGAGGAGGGCGGCUGGGAUACAUCAGGCAGUGAGCUGAGUGAAGGAGAGCUGGAGAAAAGGAGAAGAACUUUACUGGAACAGCUGGAUGCACCUUGAUGCUUCUCUUUUUGCUACUUGUACAUUUCAACUAAAGCAUUCCCUGCAUCUGACCGCGCUGUUCACUGAAGACGUCUCUCACUGGUUUUAAGGGGAAUGUGCUCAUGUACUGAUCUUACGCGCUCGGUUCGUCUCAUUUGAUAUCCGGAAGCUCCUCAUUUUAAGUAUUUCCUAUAGUCGGAUGUAGUUGUACGUUUCCCAUUGCUGAUUUUUUUUUUUUUAAUUAAAGGCAUAUCUUAAAGUCA
Messenger RNA from Nothobranchius furzeri (turquoise killifish), 3000 nucleotides. RefSeq names its product PRP40 pre-mRNA processing factor 40 homolog A (gene prpf40a). Gene Ontology annotation, molecular function: RNA binding; protein binding. Gene Ontology annotation, biological process: mRNA cis splicing, via spliceosome. Gene Ontology annotation, cellular component: U1 snRNP; U2-type prespliceosome. NCBI's taxonomy places the organism in Eukaryota, Metazoa, Chordata, Actinopteri, Cyprinodontiformes, Nothobranchiidae. The record is from RefSeq and is a predicted model, not a curated record.